Helianthus annuus (common sunflower) is the source of this 1612-nucleotide messenger RNA. RefSeq names its product zinc finger protein CONSTANS-LIKE 16. Gene Ontology annotation, cellular component: nucleus. The record is from RefSeq and is a predicted model, not a curated record. Lineage: Eukaryota; Viridiplantae; Streptophyta; Magnoliopsida; Asterales; Asteraceae. Bases 139 to 1461 code for a protein of 440 amino acids. The transcript is spliced from 2 exons. Gene Ontology annotation, molecular function: zinc ion binding; protein binding. Gene Ontology annotation, biological process: regulation of DNA-templated transcription.
UACCAUACUGUUCUCUGUAAAAAGUGCACACAGUGGGUCUCAUCCACCAUCACAACCCAAAAGGCCAAAACAAAACCUAUAAUCCCAUCAUACAUUUAUUCAAACUCUCAAUAAUUUUAAAACAAAAAGCUCCUACCCAUGGUCUCAUCCCACAAAAAUUUGGCCAACGUUAUAGGAGGAAAAACGGCUAGAGCUUGUGAUAAUUGUAUAAGAAAGCGUGCUCGGUGGUAUUGUGCCGCCGAUGACGCUUUCUUAUGUCAAUCAUGUGAUGGAUCAGUUCAUUCGGCCAACCCUUUGGCUCGCCGACAUGAACGUGUCCGAUUAAAAGUUGCUUCCUUAAAGCUUUCUUCUUUAGAUAAACCUGCCCCGCUACCGUGGCCCCAGGGUUUCACUAAGAAACCCAGGACGCCACGGGGCGGGAACAGGCAUGCGUCUCGACAGACGCCAAAAUCCGAAGAAAGCAGCAUGAGUUUCAACUUCAAUCCUCUUCACUUAGUCCCGGAGAUUGGAAGUGAUGAGAUGACCACUGUUACAUCUGAAGAACAGCUUCUGUAUCAAGUUCCGGUGUUUGAUCCGUUUGAAACCGAACUUUGUCUAUCUGGGAAUUCGAAUUCGAAUGAGACCGCGAUACCUGUGAAGCAAACCGAGGUGACAACUGAUCCAGUAGAUGUUGAUCAUCAUCAUCAUGAAAAUAAAGUGAUGGUGGAUUUGAAUAGUUUAAACGGGUUAAUACUUCCAUCCGACGUGGAACUAGCUGAGUUCGCUGCUGACGUGGAGAGUUUACUGGGAAAAGGUCUAGAUGAAGAAUCAUUUGCUAUGGAGGGAUUAGGGUUGCUUGAUUGCAGAGAGAAAGAGAGUAUGGAGAGAGUGAAAGUCGAAGAAGAAGAUGAUCAUAUGCAGUGUGACAUAUUAGAAAGUGAGAUAGAGAUGAUGAGAGAGCCGUUUCAGUUAAGUUUUGAUUAUGAUUCACCGUUAUGGGAUGAGAAAGUGGUGGUUGAAGGUGGUGAUUGUAUGCAUAUGGGUGUGGUGAAAGUGGAUGAAGAAGAAGAUGAUCAUGUUAAUAAUGUUCAUAUUGUACAAAAAGAUGAUGACGAAAAUAAGAAGAAUAAAAGAAUAUUGAAGUUAGAUAACUAUGAAGGAAUCAUUGCUGCUUGGGAUGAGCAAAGAUCACCGUGGACCACCGGUGACCGACCGGAGUUAGAUUGGCCUGAAUGCUUGGAUGGGAUAAUGCAUCAUCAUCAUCCUUAUGGAGAUAUGGGGAUGAUGACAGGGAAUCCGGCAAUGUUAGAUGGAGGGAGAGAGGCGAGGGUGUCGAGGUAUCGAGAAAAGAGGCGAACGAGAUUGUUUUCGAAGAAAAUAAGGUACGAGGUUCGGAAAUUAAACGCUGAGAAGAGGCCUAGAAUGAAAGGAAGAUUUGUGAAGAGGGCAUCUUCUUCAGGGUUUCCUUUGCUUAGCAAAUAACUAACAGUUGACAUGUAUAUCUUGCUAACACUACAUAUCCAUCUUCAAGUUUUGUAUGGUAUUAAGCUUUGUGCUUAAUUAGGUCUUCCUAAUUAAGAAUGUUCAUAAGAAUUAAUAAUCAAUAUAUGAAAUCAAUUUUGUUUUGCAAUUA